Solanum pennellii is the source of this 3000-nucleotide messenger RNA. RefSeq lists its product as uncharacterized. The transcript is spliced from 6 exons. The coding region runs from base 1 to 3000 and encodes 999 amino acids. The record is from RefSeq and is a predicted model, not a curated record. NCBI's taxonomy places the organism in Eukaryota, Viridiplantae, Streptophyta, Magnoliopsida, Solanales, Solanaceae.
AUGGGGACGUGCAAGAUCGUGUCGAGGGGGAUGGGCCAGCUCAGGCUCCACCCAGUACUAUUGCCCCCCCCUGUGCUUCAAGAUACCUUGGCUCGUAUGUUAGGAAUCCUAGAGGGGAUGGCCCAGGCAGGAGCUUUGCCUGUCACUUCUGAUGGCUCACAGACACGUGUUGGAGGCCAAACUCCAGACCCGAUAGUUGCUCCAGAUUCUCAGACUCCCAUGACUCAGCCACCUGCCGCCGUAGCUCCUCAUUUGGAUAGUAUGGAGUUUCCAGAUAUGACAUCACAUUUGGUGAACAGGCAUUCUAUGACUAUUGAUGAGCAAAAGAUGUUUGGGAGGUUCAGACUAAUGAAUCCUCCUACUUAUACUGGUGACUUAGCUGAGGAUGCAUAUGAAUAUAUAGUUAGUUGUCAUAAGAGGUUGCAUAAUCUUGGAUUAGUGGAGUCUCAUGGAGUUUACUACACAGCGUUUCAGAUGACUGGCGCUACGAAGCAGUGGUGGACGAAUUAUAUUAGUAGUAGGCCAGCUGGAUCCCAUCCAUUAUCCUGGACUCAGUUUACUCAGGUAUUUCUAUCCAAAUUUGUUCCACGCAGUGAAAGGGAGCGCAAGAGGGCCGAGUUUGAGGGUUUGCAGCAAAAUGGUAUGUCAGUUGCAGAGUAUGAGGGUAAAUUUCAUGCCUUGGCUAGGCAUGAUUCGAUGAUACUUCCCACAGAGACUGAGAGAGUGAGAAGUUUUGUUAAGGUGCUGAUUAUUCCGAUCCGUCUAGGAGUUUCUCAGCGAGAGGGAAAGAGGACUCGUUAUUCAGGUGAUUAUGGUGGUGCUCCGCCUAGGAGUCGGGGUUACUUGGGCAGAGGUUAUCACCUUCAGUCCAGCAGACCCAUUCAUGCUGCUAUACCAACGUUUGACGCUGGUUACGCUUGGCAUAAAUCUUCGAGCUCGGUGCAUACUUCGCAGGGUUCACCUUCUAGACCUGUAGUUCGUGGAGGGCAUUCUGGUCAUUCAGGUUCCUCUCAUCAGCCUGCGUCUCGUACGGGCUGUUUUGAGUGUGGUGAUAUGGGAAACUUUGUGAGAGAUUACCCUAGGGCCAGACGUGAUGGCUUACAUCAAGGUUCUCAGGCUUCGACUUCUAGGGCUGCACAACCUCCGGCUAGGGGUGGUGCACAGAAUGGUAGAGGUGGUUCUCAUUCAGGUAGGCCAGAGGCUAAAGCCUUAGAUGCUGUUAUCACAGGUAUUAUUUUGGUUUGUCAUCGACCAGCUACUGUAUUAUUUGAUCCAGGCUCUACUUAUUCUUAUGUGUCCACAUAUUUUGCUCCUAGUCUAGAUAUAUUGUGUGAGUCUCUUGAUUUGCCGAUACGUGUUUCUACUCCUGUGGGGGAUUUUGUAGUUGUAGAUCGGGUGUAUCGAUUAUGUACUGCUACUUUGAUGGUGUAUGACACUCAUGCAUAUUUAAAGGUCUUAGAUAUGAUAGAUUUUGAUGUGAUUCUAGGUAUGGAUUGGUUAUCUUCUUACUACGCAAUUUUAGAUUGUCAUGCCAAGACCAUCACUUUAGCUAUGCCUGGAAUUCCUAUAGUAGAAUGGAGAGGUUCUCUUAGUCACCCUUCUAAGGGUGUGAUAUCAUUCCUUAAGGCUCGUCCAUUGUCUAUUCCAGUAGUGAGUGAAUUUUCAGAAGUAUUUCCGACCGAUUUGCCAGGUCUUCCACCAGAUCGUGAUAUUGAUUUUUGUAUUGAUGUGGAGCCAGGCACUCGGCCUAUUUCCAUUCCUUCUUAUCGUAUGGCACCGGCUGAAUUGAAAGAGUUGAAGGGGCAGUUGCAGGAUUUGUUGAGCAAAGGUUUUAUUAGACCGAGUGUAUCUCAUUGGGGUGCUCCAGUGUUAUUUGUGAAUAAGAAAGAUGGAUCUAUCCGUAUGUGUAUUGACUAUCGACAAUUCAACAAGCUAAAGGUUAGGGCGGAGGAUAUCCCUAAGAUAGCUUUUCGAACAUGUUAUGGCCAUUACGAGUUUUUGGUGAUGUCUUUUGGAUUGACUAAUGCCCCUGCAGCUUUUAUGGACUUGAUGAAUGGAGUUUUCAGACCGUAUUUGGAUUCCUUUGUUAUUGUCUUCAUAGAUGAUAUAUUGAUAUACUCACGCACUAAGGAGGAACAUGAACAUCAUUUGAGGAUCGUGCUUGGGAUUCUAAAGGAGAAGAAGCUUUAUGCAAAGUUUUCAAUGUGUGAGUUUUGGCUUAGUUCUGUAGCAUUCUUGGGACAUGUAGUGUCCAAGGAGGGUAUCAUGGUGGAUCCUAAGAAUAUUGAGACGGUUAGAGAUUGGGUCAGACCUGCUUCAGUUACUGAGAUUCAGAGUUUCUUGGGCCUUGCAGGUUAUUAUCGACGGUUUGUUGAGGGUUUCUCAUCCAUUGCAUCUCCAUUAACUAGAUUGACACAGAAGGAGGUGACUUUUCAGUGGUCUGACGAAUGUGAGGUUAGUUUCCAAAAGCUCAAGACAUUAUUGACUACUGCUCCGAUUUUGACCCUACCCGUGGAGGAAGAGGGUUUUGUUGUAUAUUGUGAUGCUUCUCGGAUUGGUCUUGGUUGUGUAUUAAUGCAGAAGGGAAAAGUGAUAGCUUAUGCUUUGAGACAGUUGAAGGUUCAUAAGAAGAAUUAUCCUAUUCAUGAUUUUGAGUUGGCGGCUGUCGUGUUUGCAUUGAAAAUUUGGAGGCAUUAUCUUUAUGGCAAGGCAAAUGUUGUAGCAGAUGCCUUGAGUCGAAAGGCGGUAAGUAUGGGUAAUCUAGCCAUGUUACAGGUCGACGAGCGUCCUUUAGCUAGGGAUGUCCAUUCCUUGGCCAAUAGCUUUGUGAGAUUUGAUAUUUCAGAAUCUGAUAAGUUGUUGGCUUAUAUGGAGGCUAGGUCAUCCUUGUUGGAGAAGAUUCGGGCUCAACAGUUUGAUGAUGGUGAUUUAUGUAAGAUUAGGGACAAGGUGUUAAAAGGAGAAGCCAAGGUUGCACUCUUUAUAGUGAGGGAGUUUUGA